This is a messenger RNA of Ilex paraguariensis (yerba mate), 579 nucleotides long. NCBI's taxonomy places the organism in Eukaryota, Viridiplantae, Streptophyta, Magnoliopsida, Aquifoliales, Aquifoliaceae. The record is from the annotation of a GenBank genome assembly.
AUGCUUUUGGAUUCCGAGGACUUAAUAGUAAUGUCUAUUAUCAUUCGAAAUGAUGAUCAAGUUCUGUCUGCCAGGAAGGUUCAAGUUCUACUGGGUUAUUUUGUCCGCUGCAUAAGAAGAGCGGGUGGGUUCCGGAAUUCACAAAACCCUACUCUGGAAGCAAAUCUUGAUGCAGCAGUAGCUCAUGAUCCUGAAGAACUGAUACUGGAGUUGCAGCCUGCUGAAAGGGGCUUACAAAGUCAAAUUCUGGAAGCAGAUCUAGUUUUAUGGACAGUUGGGUCUAAACCUCUACUUCCUAUGUUAGAACCCUCUGAUAGUCCUCAUGGGCUUCCUCUGAAUGCCAGGGGACAGGCAGAAACAGAUGAAACUCUCUGUGUCAAGGGCCACCCGCGCAUAUUCGCAAUUGGUGACUCUUCUUCACUGAGGGAGUCGAAUGGAAAAUUGCUUCCGGCCACAGCACAGGUGGCUUUUCAGCAAGCAGAUUUUGUUGGUUGGAAUCUAUGGGCUGGGAUUAAUGACCGACCUUUGUUGCCAUUUAGGUUCGAGACCCAAACACAUUCCUUAGAGAUGCAUGUGUGA